AUAUAGCCAAAAGCCACUGCAAAACCUACAAAACACGACCCUUAGUUGCUAGUUCUCAUCAGCUUCUCUCUCUUUCUCGGGAAACAAACGAAAAGAAGAAAAAAACUCCUCUUCUAGUAAAGUAAGCUUAGCCUUGAUACUGUUACAGAAAGGAUAAAGAAGAAAUGGGAAGAGCACCAUGCUGUGAGAAAGUGGGAUUAAAGAAAGGGAGAUGGACGGCUGAAGAAGAUGAAAUCUUGACAAAAUACAUUCUAGCCAAUGGAGAAGGUUCAUGGAGAUCACUACCCAAGAAUGCAGGGUUGCUAAGGUGUGGUAAAAGCUGCAGACUAAGAUGGAUUAAUUACUUAAGAGCUGAUUUGAAGAGAGGAAACAUCACCAAAGAAGAGGAAGAAACCAUUGUUAAGUUGCACACAGCUUUGGGUAACAGAUGGUCUUUGAUCGCUGCCCAUUUGCCAGGAAGAACCGACAACGAGAUAAAGAAUUACUGGAACUCUCAUUUAAGCAGAAAAAUUUACAGCUUUUCCAAGCAUGGUUCCCUACCCACCGCCGGCACCACCACCGUCUCCAUAAACAUUGCCAAAAUAGCUGGACCACGCAAGUCUAGAUCAGCAACCAGAAAAAGACACAAAGAAAACACAUCAAUAUCAGUAUCCACCACGCCUAAAACUGAAACGCUGACUGAAGCAGUAGUGCCUGAAGGUUCUGAACCACCACCAUCUUCUAAUGAUAACUCUACAGGAUCAUUUGACCAUGGAAGCCAAAUAAUGGGUUUGGUCCCAGAGAGCUCCACCAGCGAGCUAAAGGGUUCUUCCUCGUGCAUAGAUAACGGUGAGAAAUUAAAUGCAGUAGCAGAAUCAGAGAGUUGGGGACCAUAUGAAUGGCUAGACAGUGAAAUAAAUCGCCUUAAAUAUGUUCUGGAAUGUGAACCUGUGAAUCCAAGUGGGGAUUUCGAUACUAUUGAUGAUAAAGAGAGAGAAGAAAAGAAGGUUGAUGAAUUAGGGAGAGGAGAUGGAGAAGUGAUGGGUCCAGAAACAGUGGCUGCAGCAAAUGAAAGCUGCAGUAGUAAUGGUUGGAGCCCAAACGCAGAAGGUGGGGAAUUGUAUAAUUCUGGAUCAUCAAUAUCAUUUGAUGAAGAUUGGUACGAUCUGAGCUUUGAUUGGGACAGUACAGGAUCCAUAGAUGACAGUGCAAUAAUAAAGGAACUAUGGGACGAAGGUGACAAAUUCAUGUCAUGGUUACGGGGCUAAUGACAGUGGAUAGUUUUUUUUUUUUUUUUUUUUUUUCCUCUGAAGUGAAUUUAUAUGUAUCUGUUUUGUAAUUUAGCGAUUUGGGAAUUUUGAAUUGAUGAAUUUGUUGGCAGUAGGAUUGUUCAAUCUUUAGAAAUUUGUAGUUAUCUUGUCAUUUUGAUUCUUAUGAUAUAGUCUGCUGAGGUGUUCCUGUUU
Manihot esculenta (cassava) is the source of this 1442-nucleotide messenger RNA. RefSeq names its product transcription factor MYB111. Bases 165 to 1247 code for a protein of 360 amino acids. The transcript has 3 exons. The record is from RefSeq and is a predicted model, not a curated record. NCBI's taxonomy places the organism in Eukaryota, Viridiplantae, Streptophyta, Magnoliopsida, Malpighiales, Euphorbiaceae.